Messenger RNA from Exophiala spinifera, 1725 nucleotides. RefSeq lists its product as uncharacterized. Bases 1 to 1725 code for a protein of 574 amino acids. Lineage: Eukaryota; Fungi; Ascomycota; Eurotiomycetes; Chaetothyriales; Herpotrichiellaceae. The transcript has a single exon. Gene Ontology annotation, biological process: carboxylic acid metabolic process; sphingolipid catabolic process. Gene Ontology annotation, molecular function: pyridoxal phosphate binding; sphinganine-1-phosphate aldolase activity. Gene Ontology annotation, cellular component: endoplasmic reticulum. The record is from RefSeq and is a predicted model, not a curated record.
AUGGGUUCAUCGCCUCUCCCCGUCAGCUUGCAAAGCAAAUUCCAAAGGCCUCAAGCCAUAUCGCGGCUGAGGGACUACCAAGGCAAUUUCAACACCCUGCGAAAUGUCAUCUUCGCGCUCUUCGUGCUCCGAGUCCUACGCAAGUCGUUCUACUUUCUCCGCGGACACGGGCUGAUCGGCUCGGUGGUCGUCCUGUACCACGCCCUGCACAAGAAUGCGUACAAGUUCUUGCUAAGUCUGCCUGGCGUACGGUCCCAGGUGACCAAGCAACUGGCCGCGGCGCGGAAGGACAUCGAGGACAAACUGGUCCCGUCGGGCCCGGGGACGAAUCAUUACCUGCACCUGCCAAAGGAGCCGUGGACGAAGGAACAGUUACGCACGGAACUCGAGGCGCUGGCGGCCAUGAAGCGCACGCGCUGGGAAGAAGGGAAGGUCUCGGGGGCGGUGUACCACGGCGAAGCGGCGCUGUUGGACAUCCAGAGUGAAGCGAUGCGGCUGUUCAGCGUGGCAAACCCGAUUCACGCAGACGUGUUCCCUGCGGUGAGAAAGAUGGAGGCCGAGGUGGUGGCCAUGGUGCUUGCGCUGUUCAACGCGCCCGAGUCCGGGGCCGGGGCGACCACCUCGGGCGGCACCGAGUCGAUCCUGAUGGCGUGCCUGUCGGCGCGGCGGAAGGGGUACGUGGAGAGAGGAAUCACGGAGCCCGAGAUGAUCAUCCCCAGCACGGCGCACGCCGCCUUCCACAAGGCGGCGAGCUACUUCAAGAUCAAGUUGCACCAGGUCGCGUGUCCGGCGCCAGAGUACAUGGUCGACGUCGCCCGGGUGCGGAGGCUGAUCAACCCCAACACCGUCCUUCUCGUCGGGUCGGCACCGAACUACCCGCACGGCAUCGUCGACAAUAUCCCGGCCCUGUCGAAACUUGCCGUCUCGUACAAGAUCCCUCUCCACGUCGACUGCUGCCUCGGGUCGUUCGUGAUGCCCUGCUUGGCCAAGGCCGGCUUCCCUUCUCCCUGGGCCGACGAGGGCGGUUUCGAUUUCCGCCAACCCGGCGUGACGUCCAUAAGCGUCGACACCCACAAGUACGGGUUCGCCCCGAAAGGCAACAGCUGCGUUCUGUACAGGAACCGCCAGCUCAGAGAGUACCAGUACUUCAUCUCUCCCGAGUGGCCCGGCGGCGUUUACGGGUCGCCCAGCAUGGCUGGAUCGCGGCCCGGUGCGCUCAUCGCAGGCUGCUGGGCGAGCAUGAUGGCCGUCGGCGAGAAGGGAUACGUCGACGCCACGCACAAGAUUGUCAGCACGAAACUGACCAUCGAGAACGCCGUCAAGGAACACCCUGUUCUGAAACAGACGUUGAGGAUCCUGGGUCAUCCCAUGGUGAGCGUGGUCGCGUUCGAGUCCGUCGACCCCGCCGUCUCCAUCUACGACGUCGCCGACGCCAUGUCGCACAAAGAGUGGCAUCUGAAUUCCCUCCAGAGUCCACCGGGUGUACACGUCGCCGUGACUUUGCCGAUGACGAGACCCGGCGCCGUUGACGGUCUGAUCGAUGAUCUCGUCGCCGCUGUCAAGGAAGAGAAGGAGAAGGCCGUGGAAAGGUUAAAGGCGGGCGGGGCGAUCGAGAAAGGAAAAGGUUCGAGUGCUCAACUGUACGGUGUCGCUGGUAGUAUACCGGAUAAGAGCAUCGUCGAGCAAGUUGUCGUUGCGUAUUUGGAUACCCUCUACAAGGUGUGA